AUUCUCAAGCAAUAACACAUCCAAAAAAUGGCCGAGCAUAAAAUCCUGGAGGAAACACAGAGUUAUAUUGAGAAGAUGGAAGCUGUUGAACAGGACAGGAAGGAGAGUGGAGGUUCUACUACCCUUGAUGUACAAUCUGAGGUCAAUAUUGUAGUUGAUCAAUACGAGGAACCUGUGCCUGACUCUGUCUGCUAUACUGUUAAAGCUGGAGAAGUUCUUGAGGAUGAAGCUGAGGCUGCUGGUGUAGAGGAGCUUGCUGCUGAUGUGACAGAUGCUCUUGUUCUCACCGUUGAUGCUGGAGAGGUGAUAGCUGAAGAGAUUAUUCAACCUGUCCUGGAGAAUGAUGUUGUGGAAGAAAUCCAUAAUCUUGUGGCAAGUGAGAUUAAAGCUGACACAGAAGCAUUGGAAGAUGUAAAGGAUGCUACUGCAAUUACUGAAGAUGCUGCAGCUGCCGAAGAUGCUUUAGCUACUGAUGCUGCAGAAAAGGACCAUCUUGCCCGUUUUCACUUCAAGGAUCGCAUAGCAGCGGAGCUACCUACCAAGAAAACAUACAUUUGCCACUUCGAGGGAUGUGAAAAUAUAUUUUCGGUUAAAUUUGAUUUACAAAAAAUGGGGGCUUAUCAAGUCGCUGUGUCGUUUCUCGCAUUUUACGUGAAAAUUCCAAAUAUAUAUAAUGGAACAAUUUCUUUCAAGAUUCUUAAACUCGUAAAUUAAUAAAUUUUGUAAAUAUUAAAAUAAUACAUCUCCCUAUGGGGCUGGGAUGUACUACUAGAUGUUCCACACGUUUUAGUGA
Eurytemora carolleeae is the source of this 793-nucleotide messenger RNA. RefSeq lists its product as uncharacterized. The transcript has 6 exons. NCBI's taxonomy places the organism in Eukaryota, Metazoa, Arthropoda, Copepoda, Calanoida, Temoridae. The record is from RefSeq and is a predicted model, not a curated record. The coding region runs from base 28 to 714 and encodes 228 amino acids.